Messenger RNA from Brassica napus (rape), 1764 nucleotides. RefSeq names its product growth-regulating factor 8. Bases 275 to 1534 code for a protein of 419 amino acids. Gene Ontology annotation, biological process: DNA-templated transcription; developmental process; regulation of DNA-templated transcription. The record is from RefSeq and is a predicted model, not a curated record. Gene Ontology annotation, molecular function: ATP binding. Gene Ontology annotation, cellular component: nucleus. Lineage: Eukaryota; Viridiplantae; Streptophyta; Magnoliopsida; Brassicales; Brassicaceae. The transcript is spliced from 4 exons.
GCCUCAUCUUUUUAAGUGCCACUGAUCAGAGGGAUAGAGAGAGAGAGAGAGAAAUAUAAAAAGAGGGAGCUUUUGUGUUCUUGUGGGUAUGUCUCCCUAGGAUUCAGGUCCUGUCUGAAGGGUGAAGCUUUUUGGUUUCCAUUACAGAGACAAAGCAUAACAAAAAAAAGGGGUUUCUUGUUCUGUUGUUUAUGUGUUCUGUUGUGUUUUCUAAUCGAGUUUUAAGGUAAAAAGGUUGAGACUUUUCGAGUGGGGUUUGUUGUUCUUAGUUUUAAUGGGAACAAGAGCGGAACGUAAUAAGGAAGAUUUUGUUGGUGGGUUUGGUUUUGGAGUUGUAGAGCACUCUCAUAAAGACGUUAUGUUACCGUCUCAUCAUUAUCAUUCAUAUUCAUCGCCGGCCUCUGCUUCCUUCUGUUACUGUUCCAAUGGUGUUGCCGAUCCAAUCUUCUCUGCUUCAAACACUUCUACUCUUGGUGAAAUGUUCUCUCUAGGGGGUUCUAACUCCACUGCUGGUGUUUCAGUUGCUGACCCUUUCUUCACCUUGACCUCCUCAGGGGAGAUGGGAAGAAGCAUGAGUGGAAAGGAAGGUGCAGCUUUCAGUGAAGCUCAAUGGCAAGAGCUUGAGAGACAGAGGAAUAUAUUCAAGUACAUGAUGGCUUCUCUUCCUGUUCCUUCUGAGCUUCUCUCACCCUUCUCCAGGAACCACACCAACAAUCAUGAUGUGACAGUGGCGAGAGGAGGUUCACUGAAGCUGGGGAUUGCUUCAAACGCAAGCAACAACACGGCUGAUAUGGAGCCAUGGAGGUGCAAGAGAACAGACGGGAAGAAAUGGAGAUGCUCUAGGAACGUGGUCCCUGAUCAGAAAUACUGUGAGAGGCACGCUCACAAGAGCCGUCCUCGUUCAAGAAAGCAUGUGGAAACACCAUCUCAUUCUCACCACAAUGAUGCUCGCACCACUAAGAACGUUGCUAGCCAGUUCGCUACAGCUUAUCCUCAGUUCUACGGACCUCCCUUAAGCCAGUUCUCUGCGGUUUCUACUCUUCCGCCAGCUUCCUCUUCUUAUGAUCAUCACCAUAGUGGAUUGAGGUGGCUUAUGAAAGAAGGCGACUCCAUAGCAACAUUAAACCCGGAGAUUCAUGAAGCUGCUCAGCUGAAGGUUGGAUCAAGCAGGGAGCUCAAACGUGGAUUUGAAUAUGAUCUUAAUUACAUACAGAAUGAUCCAUUAGUAGACCAGAGAUUUGGAGCAUUGGAGGGUCUAUUGAGUCCAAACCGCCAAGAGACGAGGCGGUUUUUGGUAGAAGGGGAGCAAGAUGAGGCGAUGGGAAGCUCACUGACACUAUCAAUGGCUGGAGGAGGAGGCAUGGAGGAAGGUGAGGGAAGAAGCCAGCAUCAGUGGAUUAGCCAUGAAGGACCGUCGUGGCUAUGUUCAACAACACCAGGUGGACCAUUGGCUGAAGCACUUUGUCUUGGCGUCUCCAACAACCCUAGUACUAGUACUACUACUACUAGUAGCUGCAGCAGAAGCUCAAGCUAAACCAAAACGACUUGAGUUAGUGUCGUUUUACGAGUCUAGAAUCGGUUUAGUGAUUAGAAAUCAAAACUAUGUUUCAGAUUUAAGUAUCUUUCUCAGUGAUUUGUUUGAAAAACUGAGAUCACCUUUUGGAUCUUGUUCCUUUUUUUUUGGCUGUUGGAUUUUACUAUUAUGUGAUGUGUAACAUCGGUUUGCUUAAACCACUGGAAAAUCGGUUCAACCUCUUGUUCUUA